AUGUCUUAUUUCCUUCCUCAUUUAACCAACGGUUGGCAAGUAGAUCAAGCCAUCUUGUCUGAAGAGGAUCGAGUGGUAGUAAUUAGAUUUGGACAUGAUUGGGAUCCAACAUGUAUGAAAAUGGACGAAACUUUAUAUGGAAUAGCCGAAAAAGUAAAAAAUUUUGCUGUAAUUUAUCUGGUCGAUAUUACUGAAGUUCCGGAUUUUAAUAAGAUGUAUGAACUUUACGAUCCUUGUACUGUAAUGUUCUUCUUUCGUAAUAAACAUAUUAUGAUUGAUCUGGGAACUGGUAACAAUAACAAGAUCAAUUGGGUUAAAGAUAAACAAGAACUCAUAGAUAUAAUAGAGACUGUUUAUCGUGGUGCACGAAAAGGAAGGGGUUUAGUGGUUUCACCAAAAGAUUACUCCACAAAAUACAAAUAUUGA
Messenger RNA from Diversispora eburnea, 426 nucleotides. The record is from the annotation of a GenBank genome assembly. Lineage: Eukaryota; Fungi; Glomeromycota; Glomeromycetes; Diversisporales; Diversisporaceae.